Geodia barretti is the source of this 2172-nucleotide messenger RNA. Lineage: Eukaryota; Metazoa; Porifera; Demospongiae; Tetractinellida; Geodiidae. The record is from the annotation of a GenBank genome assembly.
GUCAUGGCGGAAGGCCCAGACCCCAGAGACAAGCCGCUGGAGGAGCUGGAGAGAGAGAUCACGUGCGCCGUGUGCCAUGGAGUCUACCAGCAGGCCAAGUUGCUUCCCUGCAACCACUACUACUGCUCGACGUGCAUCGAGAAGAUGGCGGCCGCCUCUCGAGGUAGGCCGUUACACUGCCCCGAGUGCCGCAAGGAGACGAGUCUCCCUCCCGGCGGCGUGGCCGCGCUCGAGCCCGCCUUCUUCGUGGAGAGAAUGAAAGACGUGUACGGGAAGAUGGCAAAGGCGGAGGGGAAAGUGGAGGCGUUUUGCGAGCAGUGCUCAGCGGCAAAGUCCGUCGCCUUCUGUCGACAGUGUACCGAGUUCAUUUGCGGCGAUUGCGCGCGUUCCCACCAGAAAAUGAAGGUCUUCGCGGGUCACGUUGUCGCUAGUCUGGAAGAUUUGAAAAAAGGUGGUGCAAAGAGCAUCCCUUUGAAAGAAGCGCCACCUGUCGCAUGUGCGGACCACGGCGAGCCUAAGAAGCUCUUUUGCUUCGACUGUGACCGCCUCAUCUGUCGAGACUGCACCAUCAUCGACCACAGAGACCACAAGUUUGAGUUUCUGACCAAGUGUGCCCCCGAGAGCAGGAAGACACUGCGCCACUCGCUGGCUCCACUCCAGAAGGUGGUGGCUGACAUGGAGGGUGCCGAGAAGACCCUGGUUUCUGAAGAGACUAAGGUGGAGAGGCAGAAGGAGGAGGUGUGUAGGUCCAUCCAGCAGUCGUUUGACCAGCUGAAGGCUGUUCUGGACCAGAGGAAGGCAGAGCUGGUGAAGAAAGCCGGCUCACUGGCCCAGGAGAAGAAGGAAGCUCUGGCGGCUCAGAAGAGGGUGCUGCAGGUGGCACAGAAGGAGGUCCAACUUCUGGUGGAGUUUGUGGAGAGGAACGUGGAGGGCACGAGCGACCAGGACCUCAUGAGCAUCCGGACACAACUGGCGACCAAGAUGGAGGAGGAAGAGAAACGUCAUCGACAGCUGUCCCUGGAGCCAUCAGCCACUGCCGACAUUACCUGCAACCUUCCCUCUCCCCACGUCAUUCCUGAUGAUCUUGGCUCUGUAGUCGUGACGAAACCACACCGCGACUCUUUACAGAACUCCCGAGCACCUAUUGAAUGUGGUUCCCCAGUGAAAGUGAGUCUGGCUGCCCCCACAGCCUCCCUGGAAGACGUCUCUGCCAGUCUGAAAUGUGUGGCGGAUCCAUCAUCAUCACUAGAGGGAGAGGUGGUCGGGAAUGGUGUAGGGAUCUUCAGCAUCUCCGUCACUCCUCAGGUCAGAGGUCGACAUGAUCUCAUAGUGAAAGUGAAGGACAAAGAGAUUGGGGGGAGCCCCUUCCGAGUCUUCGUCAAAUUACCUCUCUCCCAGCUAGGACGAGGAAAGCUUCGUAGCAUAGGGAGCUUGGAGUUGCCAUGGGGAGUAACCGUUAACAACAAACAGCAGCUAGUAGUUACUGAGACUGGGGUUUUAGGUGGUAGGAAAAGGGUAACUGUUAUGACCAGAAAUGGAAAGAAAGUUCAGACCAUUGAGUGCAAUCAAUUCAGUGUUCCUUUUGGAGUAGCAGUUGAUUCAGGUGGAGCUGUCCAUGUCACUGACAUUAAUGCCGGGCGCCUUUUCAAAUUCAGUUCAAAUGGUCAACUCCUGAAAACAGUUGGUGGUGAGCUACAGAAGCCAUGCUCUGUCAAGAUCAUUGACAAUCAACUCUAUGUGGUGGACACUACCAGACAGUUGGUGAAGAUAUUUGACAUGGACUGCAAAGUUUUGGGAACUAUCAUAACAAAGGAGUGUCCUGAGCCUCAAGACGUAGGUCCUGAAGGUCUGUAUGUGGCCGGUCAAGGGAAGAUUAGUGUGUACAGGUGUGCUCCAAAUGGAGUCUUCAUCCGCCACCUCAAUCUAUCACCAUCUUCACUGGAGCUCUCUGAAUUUAGGGGGAUAUGUUUUGAUACCAGAUGUGGUCAUAUCAUUGUUAGUGAUCGGUUUAAUGGUGUGUAUGUAUUCAAACCCAGUGGUGAGCGUGUUGGUCAUGUCAGUAGUGAUGUCAUCCCUGUACCAGCUGGAGUCACUGUUGAUGAAGAUGGCUUUGUGUAUGUGUGCAGUUUUAAAGGUGAUGUUAAACUUUUCAUCUUGUAAUAAAAUUAUUUC